AUGCGACCCGGCACCGUAGCCAUCCCCCAAACAGCCAAGCGUGCGCCUGUCAAGAACCGCAUAAACGACCAAGCAGCCAAUAGCAAAAACCCGCGUUGGUCGCCGUGGGCGCGUAAAAACAAGGGCCUCGGGGAGAGCGAAUCGGGUCGCGCGUAUCCACGGGUGUCGAGACACCUAACUGUGCAACUACUGUACACCGGCGUGCAAACAAGCCAGCCAAAGCCAGCCAGGCCAGCAAGGUUUCCUCUCUCAGCUCGUCCCGCCCGCCGACCGCCGAUCCGCCGACCGCCCCCAAACGUCACCCACUACUGCUUCGUGCAGAGACAGACGUGCCUUGAAGCUGAGCGAGCAGAAUACCGAUACAAUGGUAACGAGAUGGGAACGAGAGAUUGCGAUCCUGCGAGGCGCGCAAGCCCCCCUCCUCUCGUCUCCGAGGAGUUGCCCCAACAGAAUGAGUUCGUCUUGUGA
Messenger RNA from Zasmidium cellare ATCC 36951, 468 nucleotides. RefSeq lists its product as uncharacterized. The transcript has a single exon. The record is from RefSeq and is a predicted model, not a curated record. The coding region runs from base 1 to 468 and encodes 155 amino acids. Lineage: Eukaryota; Fungi; Ascomycota; Dothideomycetes; Mycosphaerellales; Mycosphaerellaceae.